ACUUUUGUUGACCUGCAGCGUCACUGACUGAUGGAGUGGAGCUGCGACCACAGUGGCUGCAGCAGGCUCAACAAAACCACGUGACCAGGGAUGAGGAAGUCAGUGCAGAGGGUGAGGAUCAUGGGAAGGCUCACUCCCUAACGUCCGCUGUCUCUCUCGCUUUUUGGGGGCUUUAACAUGACUCACACGGAGGCUGUCGUGUGUCUGAAGCUGCUCCUGUUUCUCCACGUUGUUCACACUCAGCUCAGGAACAAUGGACAGCAGCAGUGGCCCGUUCCCUACAGACGGUUUGAUCGUCGCCCUGCUGUGGACUCUUACUGUGAAGCUCUCUACCCCUUCUGUCCCACUGGAGACCGAGACGGACGGAUUCCCUACAUGAGAGACAGCGAUGUCGUCUCAGUUUAUCGACUGCAGACACCUGUGUGGGAGUUCAAGUAUGGCGAUUUGCUGGGGAAGUUUCAUAUCAUGCAUGAUGCCAUUGGGUUCAGCAGUUCAGAAACAGGGGCCAACUACACCAUGGAGUGGUACGAGCUGUUUCAGCUGGGUAACUGCACCUUCCCCCACCUCAGGCCAGAGGCGCCCGCACCUUUCUGGUGCAACCAGGGAGCUGCCUGCUUCUUUGAAGGCAUCGACGACUUACACUGGUCACAAAACGGCACCUUGGAGAAAAUAGGAGAAAUCACAGGGAACCAGUUCAAUGACAUGGCCCAGUGGGUCCAGGACGACAACUCGACUGGGAUCUACUACGAGACGUGGACAGUUCGCUCUGACCCCAGCCCCAACGCCACAGUGUGGUUUGAGUCUUACGACUGCUCUCAGUUUGUCCACCGCACAUACAGGAAACUGACUGAGCUGGGAGCCAAGCUAUCCAGCAGAACUCAGACCAAUUACACCAAGAUCUACCUGUACAGCGGCGAGCCCACCUACCUCGGCAACGACAGCGCCAUAUUUGGACAGCCUGCUCUGAAGAAUCUGGCAGUGGACAUCCGUAAUUUUUACCACACGUUCAGACCACACCAGUCGUUUAUAGACUUUGCCAUCAGUCUGUUGGAGGCUUAUAAAAAGGUCGUGUUGGAAAAGAGCUUCUACCUUUACUACAACUUUGAGUACUGGCAUCUGCCAAUGAAGCCUCCUUAUUUGCAGAUUACAUAUGAGGAGGUGCCUUUGCCUUAACAUAACACUUUUACUGCAGUGUUUUCAUCAAGGGUUGAAAGUAAUAGUUCUUUUCAUUAAUAGUCAAUCUGCCUUUUUUUUCCUUUGUUUUUGAUUAAAAGAUUGUCCUAAAGCCAAAGACAUUAUAAAAUGUUUUUCUUCAUAAGCAGAGUUUAAGAGUUUGCUGUGUUAAAGGUGCCUUGUGGGAUUUUAUUGUAAGCAAACAAAGUUCUGUUUACAUUCAGUGUUUUGCACUAAACAAGUCUUGAGGCAUGGCAAAUGUGUUUAAAGCGUUCCCUUCCUCAAAACAUUUGCAAAGCUUCUUUUUUUAAAUAAUUUUAAAUUGUGUAUUGUUUAUAACCAUGUUUAUUAGCUUGCAGUCUUCUUCUCCCCUUAAAUUUUAAGCCUUUGGAAAAAUGUAUGCCUGAGAGCAAAAUAACAGUGUUUCAAAUCACUACACUCAUUGUUAAUACAUUCCUCACCUGUACUGGCAUAUUUAAGCCAUUCUGUCCAUCAAAUUUAAAUUUUUCCAACUAGCCUAAUAACUUGGUGUGAACUGUCCACUUUUCAUUCAAUUAAAAAAGUUACAUAGAUUUCUGUACUAUAAUAUGUAUAGUUUUAUUAGUGAGUCUACUUGUGCAAAGCUGUUUUCACUUAACUGCUCACUAAGUGCUAAGUGUCGGCAGUGUUUGGGAAUGAAUACAAUGACAGAUGCAAAGAGUACAUUCACAAAUGUUUAUUACCAGUAUAAGAUCACAUGUCUAAAACAAUCAUUUUAAUUUCAAGACAGGUGACCAGUAAAGCAAAGUAGACAAAGCAUUUGCCAUACAGAAGCAAAACUAAAAGGACAGUAUUGUCAACACCAGUUUACUGCAAACAGAACUCACCGGAGGACUCUAAACAAAUGAGCUUAAAAUAGCUAUGUUUAAGUGAAACAUAUUUUAACUCAUCCAGCUGAAUUUCCCAAUAAAGACAACAGGAAAACGGUUAAAACCAGUAGAGUAUUGAGACACAACCUUCACUUUAGAGCUACUGUCACUGCCACCGUUUAAUGCACUGCACAAAUGAUGAAAAAUAAUCAGGAGAUAUGUUACCGUACCACUGAGAUGCUAAGGUACAUGAGCACAGACAAUCAGCACAGAUAUCUACCUCAGUGAUAAGAGACCAUUCAAUAGACUGUUAGCUCAAUCCAACAAUAAUAAUGAUAAUAAUAAUAAGCGGUUGCACUUCCUGCAAUAAGUCAGUUUUAGUCUUCAUCACCAUUUGGCUACAUGAAAUGUCUAAGACCACAUGAAUAAAAGCAAUCUGAAAGGUGAAAGUCUGAAAUCUAAAUCUACAGCUCUUAUUGUCACGCAGUGUUGUCCAACAGUUUUUAAUAAUAACUUUUUAUGAAAAGACAUUUUGUCAAAGGAUUUAUUAAGUACAAAUAUGUAGCUUUUAAUGGCAUAUACUGCCACAAGUCAAAAGGUUUGUUUGAUUGGAAUUUUGGUUGACCUUUGACCCAUAUCUGUACAUUUUUACAAAUACAAAUAAAAUUGAACUGAAUUGAAUUUUUGAUUCCAGUGAAGUGUCUUCUGAUGUUAAAUUAACUUUUACAUGAUCCUUUUAAAAAAUGUCAUAAAGAAGAUCAGUAGGAUUCAGAUCUGGUGACUGCAGGGAGAAGAACAUCUGAAUCAGCAAAACUUUCCCUUCCUGAAAUUCAAGCAGGUGUAGUGUGUUGUGUUUUUAAUGCCAUUGUCCUGCUGGAAUACGGAUCAUCUUUCACACAGUUUUAAGACAGAAAAAAGGAUGGUGUUCGUCUGCAGAACAGUGAUUGAUUUGCCAACUGGAAUGUAACUUUAGGUGUUGCCCUGUUUAGUUUUGGAUUCAAACUACUAAAAACUUCUGGACAACCAGCGUGCAACAACACCAUAGUGACAGAGCUGGAAGUGUCAAAACCAAAUAAACCGUUAUCUUGCUGCUGGUCUGCUUGCUGGUUAUAAUGAUUGCUUCUUUUGUAUAACUGAAAAACACAAAUUCAUUACAAAAGCAGUAUCCAUAUCAAUAAAUUA
Morone saxatilis (striped sea-bass) is the source of this 3203-nucleotide messenger RNA. RefSeq names its product CLN5 intracellular trafficking protein (gene cln5). Bases 178 to 1173 code for a protein of 331 amino acids. Gene Ontology annotation, cellular component: lysosome; lysosomal membrane. The transcript is spliced from 5 exons. The record is from RefSeq and is a predicted model, not a curated record. Lineage: Eukaryota; Metazoa; Chordata; Actinopteri; Moronidae. Gene Ontology annotation, molecular function: hydrolase activity, acting on glycosyl bonds. Gene Ontology annotation, biological process: lysosome organization.